AAAUGGAGAGCACUUUUAUGUGUCAACCUUCAACAUAUUCAGUUUCCUUUCAACUUCCGAGCUAAAUUGUUUCGUUUCAUUUUUUAAAAAUUUUCAUUUUAUUUUUUUGUAAACGUGGCAAUGGCGGUACGGAUCCUUAGUGUUUUGCGGUUGGCCGAGCUCUUCCCCAACCGAUUUGGUGGUCUCCACCGUUCGCUGAAUCCUGUGAAUCCUGCUAUUCCUGUUUGUGGCAUGAGCAGCAAGAAGGGUAAAAAAGAUGGCUGCGAAAAAGCAAAAAAAUCCUGCGGUAGCAACCAGUUUUUUGGUGGCUGCUUUAAAAAGGAGGAGCCGUACAGAAGAGACGAAAAGAAGGAGAAGGGCAAGCGCUGCAAGGAUCCUUGCAAGGAUGGUCCCUGCCGACCCGGAAAAUAACAAAUUCUAAGCAACACUCGAACUCCACUCCAGCUUAUAAUUGCCAAGGUUCAUAGGUCGUCAUUGCAUGUUCUAAAAUACGCUAAAUUAAGUCAAAAUUCCGUGCUCAAUACAACAAAAAAUAUAAUGCCAAGCAUCAGAAAUACUUAA
Messenger RNA from Drosophila bipectinata, 561 nucleotides. RefSeq lists its product as uncharacterized. The record is from RefSeq and is a predicted model, not a curated record. NCBI's taxonomy places the organism in Eukaryota, Metazoa, Arthropoda, Insecta, Diptera, Drosophilidae.